This is a messenger RNA of Colletotrichum paranaense, 672 nucleotides long. RefSeq lists its product as uncharacterized. The transcript is spliced from 5 exons. The record is from RefSeq and is a predicted model, not a curated record. Bases 1 to 672 code for a protein of 223 amino acids. NCBI's taxonomy places the organism in Eukaryota, Fungi, Ascomycota, Sordariomycetes, Glomerellales, Glomerellaceae.
AUGGACGUGAAUGGGCCAUCCGCAGGUGCGGUUAUUGGAACCGAAUUCACAUUGAUAGGUAUCGCAGCUAUUCUGAUCGGCGCCCGAAUAUACCUGCGAUUAGUCAUUCAGAACCUUCCCCUUAUCACGAGCGACAUUCUUGUUUGUAUUGCCUGGCUCUUUACUGUAGCAUCCGCUUCAUACGAUGUUGUGUUCCAUAAGUUGGGGGUAUUACGUUCCCACGUUGCCUAUACCCUAGAGGGGUAUGAUGGGACACCCGAGGACCUAGAACUUGUGUGGAAGUUGCAAUGGAGUGGCCAAUUUCCAUUCUUCACAGCCUUCUAUGUCUGCAAGGCAACACUCCUGAGUCUAUAUGCUCGAUUUUUCCCGAUCUUCAUGGAAACCAGGCGCAAGAUUCUCUGGGGAACCAUGGUGUAUUGUGGCUGCCUCUGCGAGGAAAUUGGUAAAAGAGCAUCCGGACUUCUCACACAUCUCAAAGUUUUCUGUCUGCCAUUCUUAGUAUUGUACCGACUGCAACUUCAUAAAAGUGUCAAGAUCAGUGUUUACUGCACAUUCUUUCUGGGAGCCAUCAACUUAGCAGUCAGCCUGGCACGGUUUCUAGGUAUUCAGGUGUCUGUAACAUCUUUUCGCUCCUUCACACUCAUUGGUGAGUCGAAACUCUUUCUAACCUGA